This is a messenger RNA of Symbiodinium necroappetens, 2991 nucleotides long. NCBI's taxonomy places the organism in Eukaryota, Dinophyceae, Suessiales, Symbiodiniaceae. The record is from the annotation of a GenBank genome assembly.
AUGGAGGAUCUACAAGCCGGUGUUCGUAAGGCCAAGAGCCUGCAGAUGGACCCCCAGCCACUCAGAGCAGCAGCCGGGCGGCUGAAGUCACAGGUCGACUCCGGCCGCCUUCCAGGCGCCAUGACUUGUGCAGUCAAGGAGGGUCACGUCAUCCACUUCGAGGCCCACGGUUUUUCAGACCUGGCCGGCCAAAUGGCCAUGAACUCUCGGACGCUGUUCCGGCUCUACUCGCAGACGAAGCCAGUGCUGGUGGUAGGCUUCCUGAUCCUCUUCGAGCGCGGUGAGGUCCUUCUCGAUGAUCCGGUUGAGAAGUAUUUGCCUGAGUUCAAAGAUGCAGCCGUCGGCCCGCAACGAAAGCCACUCUCGCGCCCGAUACUGGUGCGCGACCUGCUCGCUCACACCAGCGGAAUCGGCUUUGGACCUGGCUUCGGCUACGAGGCCGAGAACGACUACGAAUCGACCUAUGUGGGGUUGGUGAAAAAGGUGGAUGCCGGGGAGAUCCAUUCUCUGGCAGAAUGGUGUGAAGAGCUUGCCAAAAUACCCUUGCGGUUCCAGCCCGGCAAAGAUUGGGGAUACGGCUACAGCUCAGAUGUACUGGGAAGGCUCAUCGAAGUGCUCACGAAGAAGCGGCUGGAUGACUUUCUCAAGGAGGAGGUGCUGGAGCCCUUAGGGAUGGCCAACACCUUCUUUGCAGUUCCCGAAGAACAGGCUGCAAAGCUGGCGGCACUUUACAAGAGGGAACCCUGGCAUGGGAAAGCAAAGACCGUUCGCUUCGUGACUUCGGAUGUGGGCGGCAGCGGCAUUAUGGAAGACCUGUCCAGGAACGUGCUGGCGAGGCCUGAAGUGGACAAGUCAUCCGUGCAUGCGAUGCCAACCUCUGUUUUUCUACACGGUGGGCCGGCAUCGAAGGUCAUACAGGGUGGUGGCUGCAUCUGCAGUGUUGCAGGUGGACUUGUCAGCAACUUUGCCGAUUGCUCGCGGUUCUUCCAGAUGAUCGUCAACAACGGAGAGCUGGAUGGUGUGCGACUUCUCAAGGCCGCAACCGUGCAGCUGCUCGGGCGUGACUGGUUGAACGAGUUCACCACUGAGAAGCGGAGGCGCCCGCUGUGGGUCUGGAACACGCCUGGCAUUGGCUUUUCCCCUCUGGGCCAAAUCGGCGUCAAGUUCAAGGGUGCCAACCGCCGAACAGUGGGGUCGCAGCUGCACACCGUGCACUGGGGCGGUGCAGGUGGAUCUGGCUACAUGCUCAACUGGCCUCAUAGAUUGGUCGUGCUGACCUACAGCGGAGUCGUCUUCGAUACUGACACCCAGAAAACGAUGUGGCGAGCUGCCUUUGGCUCACUUCGAAGAGGCGGCGCAAAACCAGUGGCCUCAGUCUUUCAAGAGGAGAGCAAGGAUCCAAGGGAUAGCCAGGUAGUCUUUUGCUUCGGCUCGGAUGCAGUUUGCUUGUAUUUGCAAGCCACGUGUGCACUGGCGAUUCAGAAAGGAAAGCAGGCCUGUGAGACUUCUGCCUCUGCCUUCCCCAUGACGCUGGGAUCAAGUGAGCCGAGCCAGACUCAGUCCACUCAACCCGAAGAUGUCCCAUCCCACUCGGAGGAGGUAGUCCGCCUAGCGCUUUCAACCUUAGCAUCGGCACUGGCCCAGGCCAACGGCGGGCACAGCGAGCGUCUGGGCCCUGCCCUUUGCGCGGCGCUGCGCAAGGAGGGCGCGACCAAAAGGCCACUGGCGGCAUGUGCCACUGGCUCUCCAGCAGAGGAUGUGGUCUUGGCGCGUGUCCGUACUCUGUCGCUCUGUGCUGUGGCCUACUGGCGCGAAGUGUCGCAGGACCUUGGGCGGGCUGCCUCGAGCUUGUCGCGCUUCCUUGAGCAGCAGAGGCACCUGUACUGGAAGAGACCUCCCUACAGAGGUGUGAAUCUCGGUGGCUGGCUGCUGCUGGAGCCAGGGCCCAGCCACGAGCUCUUCCAGACCUUCGGUCCGGAGGCCACCUGCGAGUGGCGGCUGCUUGACAAAAUGCGCAAGCAUUUCGGCACACAGAAAACGAUAGAGGCGAUUCAGGCCCACCGAGCCAGUUUCAUUUCAGAAGAGGACUUCCGCAACAUCCGCUCGAUGGGUUUCAAUGCAGUGCGCAUCCCGUUCGGCUACUGGAUAGUGACUGGGCCUGCUAAGGGCGAACUGUACGUUGGCCCAGGACUGGACUUGUUGGAUCGGGCCCUGACUUGGUGCCAGCGGUUGGGGCUCCAGGCUCUUCUGGACCUUCAUGGGGCUCCUGGUGGUGAAAGUGGCGAGAAGCCCUGUGGACGAGAGCGCAAGGAUUGGAGAUGGGAGCACUGGCGGCUCGAUGAGUCUAUUGAGGCUCUGAGAGUCAUUGCGCGACGCUACAAAGGCCACCCUGCGGUGUCCGGCAUAGCCGUCUGCAAUGAGCCCAGUGAGAAGGUGCCAGCUGAUGUGCUUUGCCAGUUCUAUGACGAGGCGGUUCGAACCAUUCGAACCUUCAUGCCGCCAGAUGAAGUCAGCAUCGUGUUGCCAGUGUACAGGACAGAGCGACUAGAUGAGAUCUGGCGACUGUGGAACCGCGUCUUGGACGGCUUUGCGAGCCAUGCGAAUGUGGCCUUUGACCUCCACUUGUACCACUGCUUUGGCGCUUGGUGGCAACGCCAAGGGCUGGGAAGUCACCUCAGGAUGACCAAGCGCCAUCGCAAGAUUCUUCGGCGUGUGCCGGCUGUGGUUGGCGAGUGGAGCCUGGCACUACCAGACAGGGCACUUGCCCAGACUGACAUCGAAGAGGCACAGGAUCAGGCUUACAAAGCCUUUGCGGCCGCACAACUGGAUGCCUACAGCCACGCAUCGCAUGGCUGGUUUUUCUGGAACUGGUGCGACUCUCCAGCCCACCAUCCAGGCUGGGAUGCCCGCACGUGCUUUCAGCGUCAUUGGUUGGCUCAGGCAGAUCUCUGCAAAAGCGGAGCGCCGCUGAUUCCUGUUGGAGGUGUUUGA